AUGGAGUAUUUUUCUGGCAGGUGCCGUUGGCGCCUCAAGAUGCUCUUUGCCCCAGUGCUUAUGAUUCUUGGGCUUCACAUGGUUGUCUACUUCAGCUUUCAGGACAUUUGGCAACACUUAACUUCCAGUCAAGCUGGCACAUUAUGGUUUUGGUGGAUGUACUGGAGCUUGGCGGCCAUGCAAGUGGCAUUUUGUAUCUUUGUCAGGGUGUCGAAUUGCUGCUGCCCACGUUCACGCAAUCCUCGUGCUGCUUCCCAACAGAGUAGAAGUAGCGGCUUGCGCAUUGCUGUGCCGAUCAACAUCCAGGCCUAUUGGUUCUUGGAUGAAGUGUACGAUCGAAACUUGCAAGAGCUGGCCAAUAAACUUCAAGCGGGUGGUUGGGAGGUGCUGAAUGGCUGGAAUGACUUAAAGAAGGACCACAUCAGCGUUUUGCUAGAAAUUCUUGAAAAGAGACUUCGAGGAGCUUGGCGGCCAACGAUAUUGCUGUAUAUAUCGUGCCAUUCCCGAAUGGUGUUUGGCUGUCCCCAGUUUCUGCCAGUAGAUGCUGGCAGGUGGGGUGAUGGAGUGUCCAUCUUCAGCCUCGUGAGGAGGCUGAGUGACGUUGUUGGAUGCGGGGAAGCGCGUAUUCACGUGAUGCUGAAUGGUUGCAUGGAGAUUCCCGGCCCUCUUGAGCGAUUCAUUUGGUGCUUGAGGUAUAGCCACAGUCAGGAGGACUUUCGCCUGUCCAGUCGUCGACGUCUUCUGCCGAACAGCGAGGCGCAAGCGUGGAUGCUUUUUGCCUGUCAUCCCGGACGCUCUGUGCCAGGAGAUAUCGAGAGAGGAGGAAUUUUUACGCGGAAGAUCUUGAAUGUCUUGGGGAACAGACUCGGGCCUGAUGAGUCUCGACUUGAGCGACAUUAUGACGAGCUCAUGAGCACCUUGCGCCUUCGCCAGGAUGGUGUGAACGUUCACGCCUUUUUGAUCUCGACCGGCCAUGCGAACAACGCCAACCAGAUAGAUGUGCAAUGUGAGGACGGCCGCGCGGCGCCGUUGGAGGAGCCCCAUACUCAUCGUGCGACGCCAAGCAGCGCUGCCGAUCGUCGGCUCCUGUCCAGUGUUAGCUUUAGUAGGUGCAAGGAUGCAAGUUGGCUGAAGUUCAGACAAGCUCCAAUGCUCCACGUGGCGAAGUGCUCCGAGCUGGGUCAAGCCUGGCCCUUCGAGUCGCUCGUGCCGCUGGAGGAGCUCUUGAAGCACUGUGAGGUUCAGAUUUUGGACCAAGCUGAGGAACGCGCGGCGCUGCUGGGUUUGACCUUGGGCGCCCUGCUGUCCUGCGAGAAGGCCGAGCAGAAGUGGCAGGACUACAUUGGCCCAGGACGAGGGGAGCUGACAGGAGCUCCAUUCGAAGAAGCAGCCAAAGUUGCUCGCUUGCUUCCACGGACCACGAUCAGGCCGGAGAAAGGCCCUGGUCCUCAACACGCCUUUCCUGCCGAAGCGACCGACCCCGUGCCGGCGUCCUCGACUUGCCGGGCCGUGCCGGGGCGGCACGGUUCCGCGCCGCCGAGCGCAUCGGAGGCGCAAGUCACGCUCGACGAGGCUCUGCAGUGCUGGGCCCAGGGCCCAGCCACGUGGAGCAAUGACCAACUGAUCGCGACGCCUUUGGAACGGAAGGAUUUAAGAGAGAUCGAGCCCAUGAAGGAAGACUGCCUCCAGCAGAUCUUAGACCUGGUGCGGCCCACCUUCCGGGACAAGCUCAGGUCGCCGGCUUCGCCGCAGCGGGUGUCCUUGGACCUGGUAGGUUCCUACCUGCCCUGGCCGCGGAUCCUAGCGGCCCAUGAGAAGAUGCCUCAAAUCAUCGGUUCUGGCCUGGUGUCCUUCCGGUUGAUGAUGGACUGGAACAUCCUGGACCAACAAGGACCGAGUGGCUUGUUUUUAACCAGAACUCUCUCGACCGUGUUCGCCAUGUUGGAAUAUCACCAUCGGGCGACCUGGUUUGGUCAAGACAUGGUGGCGAUGUCCCCAUUUGAAGUGGCGACUUGGGAGAGAAAAGGCCGCCUUCCAGACACUCUGGCGAGUCGGCUCAGUGCCCAGAUGGGCAGGUGA
Durusdinium trenchii is the source of this 2079-nucleotide messenger RNA. Lineage: Eukaryota; Dinophyceae; Suessiales; Symbiodiniaceae. The record is from the annotation of a GenBank genome assembly.